Messenger RNA from Labrus bergylta (ballan wrasse), 3355 nucleotides. RefSeq names its product leucine rich repeat containing 1 (gene lrrc1). The record is from RefSeq and is a predicted model, not a curated record. Lineage: Eukaryota; Metazoa; Chordata; Actinopteri; Labriformes; Labridae. Gene Ontology annotation, cellular component: basolateral plasma membrane; adherens junction; postsynaptic density. Gene Ontology annotation, biological process: embryo development; receptor clustering; cell-cell adhesion. Gene Ontology annotation, molecular function: protein binding.
UGAGGGAGUGAGUGUUCCGGGUCAGAAACUGGACGGGAGAGGAAAUUAACUCCGGGACGAGCCGAAGCAACACAAACCCCCCCCCCCCAAAGAAAACCGAGAAUGCCACCCUGUUCCACACGGAGAUGUAGCCUGGGUCUUUUCCGCUGAAGAGAAGAGGUUUUAAAGCGACAACAAAACAGGUGCCUACAAACUAACCAAAGUGAGAAAACGACGGAGAAUAACUCCCCAUGUUCGUCGACACCGAAACGAGUGUUAGCUCCGUAACGUCAGCCGUCGCCGUGUUUACGUGCAUGUGAGUUUUUUCGCCUCGCUUUUUCCGCUUGACGGUAAAUAUAGUUCAAGACUGUCCCGCCGAGGCAAUCUGUUGCAUCCCUCCUCCUCCUCCUCCUCCUCUUCUGAAGUUUUUGUUUAUCGCACCGGGUUCCCAGAUUUUAUUCCCCCCCUCUCCCCCCCCUCACCUCCCCCGCGAUGUUUCACUGCAUACCCCUGUGGCGGUGCAACCGUCAUGUGGAGGUGAUCGAUAAACGCCACUGCUCCCUGCUCUAUGUGCCCGAUGAGAUCUAUCGCUACGGACGGAGUUUGGAGGAGCUGCUGCUGGAUGCAAACCAACUUCGAGACUUGCCCAAGCAAUUUUUCCAGCUGGUGAAACUAAGAAAACUUGGCCUCAGCGACAACGAGAUCCAGAGACUUCCACCAGAGAUAGCUAACUUCAUGCAGCUGGUAGAACUGGAUGUCUCUCGAAAUGAUAUUAUGGAGAUACCAGAAAGCAUUUCAUACUGCAAAGCCCUCCAAGUGGCCGACUUCAGUGGAAAUCCACUAACAAGAUUACCCGAAAGCUUUCCAGAGCUACGCAAUCUCACAGUCCUUUCCAUCAAUGAUAUUUCAUUACAAGUUCUUCCAGAUAACAUCGGAAACUUGUCCAAUUUGGUAUCACUAGAACUCAGAGAAAACCUGCUCACAUUCCUACCAGAGUCACUCUCUAUGCUUCACAGACUUGAAGAACUCGACUUAGGGAAUAAUGAACUGUACAGUUUGCCCGAGUCAAUAGGCGGUCUUGUCAGCUUGAAGGACUUGUGGCUGGAUGGAAACCAGUUGGCUGAAAUACCUGCAGAAAUGGGCACUAUGAGAAGCAUGUUGUGUCUGGAUGUAUCCGAAAACAAAAUCGAGCGACUUCCAGAAGAGCUGGGGGGUCUGGUGAUGCUCGCAGAUCUGCUCGUGUCUCAGAAUCUCAUUGAUGCUCUACCAGAAAGCAUCGGAAAACUUCGUAAACUUUCGAUAUUGAAAGCUGAUCAGAACAGACUCACUUAUCUUCCAGAGAGCAUCGGCCACUGUGAAAGCCUUACCGAGCUCGUGCUCACAGAGAACCAGCUACAGAGUUUGCCGAGGAGUAUUGGGAAAUUAAAGCGACUUUCAAACUUCAACUGUGACAGGAAUCAGCUAUCAUCAUUACCCAAAGAGAUCGGCGGGUGCAGCGGUCUGAACGUCUUCUGCGUGCGAGAGAACCGACUGACGAGGAUACCGUCGGAGCUGUCACAAGCCACGGAGCUGCAUGUGCUCGAUGUGUCUGGAAACAGGCUCAUCCACUUACCGAUGUCUCUGACCACACUCCGACUGAAGGCCUUGUGGUUGUCAGAGAACCAGUCGCAGCCGCUCCUCACCUUUCAGACGGACGAGGAUCCGGACUCGGGGGAGAAGGUGCUCACCUGCGUGCUGCUGCCUCAACAGCCAUAUGAGCCGGACAACAAAGGUUCCGAUAAUCUGGCCCGCUGCGGAGCUCUGGACAGUCUUGUGAAUGACAUGGUAGACGACACGUGGGACAACAAAGCCAUGAACCGGAUCAGUGCCAUUCACUUCCUGGAUGAUGAUGAGGAGGAGGAUGAUGACAAGGGAACUCUUCUCCGGCGGGCCACGCCUCACCCGGGCGAGCUGAAAACCAUGAAGAAAGCGGCCGAGAACCUCCGCAACGACCUGAACGCUGCCAAAAGCCUGGACUCCAACAAAAACGAGGUCAAUAACGCUGCAGACAGAGUGACCACGUCUGUGUGACCUUUUUUUUUUUACUUUUUUUUUUUUUUUUUACCUCAGAAAAAGAUUUUUACCUCCUGUGUCCUGCCGUGUCGUCCUGCACAAACCCCCCCCCUACCCCUCCCCCACCCCGCGGCUCCCCUUUAUUUCUCUUACCUAGCAACCCCGGUGUGGCCUUCCCCUCCCCCGCCCGCCCUCUGAUUAAACCCUGGGACGCCUGUAACCGCGCUCCACUUCUGAGCAGGUGUUUGACUCAGUGGGCCGCCGUGCCUUCCUCUUUUUGAAUUAAUGCCCACAGCAAAGAUCUGCACAGAGACGCUCCUUUUUAAAGAUAUUUUAAAGAUUUAUAACUUUUUUUUUAAAUGCCUCUUUUUAAACCAACGUUAGAUAGUUGCACUAUUCUAAGUCUUUAUAAUGUGGUCAAACCCUCGUAAAUGUAUUCUAUAUAUUUGUUCUUUAUCUAUUUUUCAAAACACUGGGUGAAUACUUCUUUUGACGUUUUGGGCAAAACCAUCGCAGGACUUUUUUUUUGGACCUACUGAUUUAAGGAUUCUUGUAUAGUCUCUUGUGAAUAUUGAUACUUUUAUACGUUUUGGCAGCUCAGAUGUAAAUAAAACAUGUAUAGCAAAUUUCUUAAUCAGUUGCAGAUUUUUAAAGUUUUCUUUUUUUUUUCAAGCUUGGUACUUUUUCUCGUUUUUAUUUGAAAUGAAAGUAACGAACAAAGCGGUCACUAAUGUCUUAUCGAUCCAUAUAAUCCAUAUAAAGGUCAUUAGGUGAGCGGACGGCCUUGAACCCUGUGACACAUCGAGGGCUAUUUGUGAAUACUAAAUAGAUUUCCGUUUAGAUCUUAAGUACAGCACAUCAAACUUUAUUUAUAUGUGCUGUGCUUCACUGCUUCGCUCUCUUCUCUAAAAAUAUAGAUGCCAAAAACAAAGAUGUAUAUUUUAAAAAGAUAAAUCAGUUCUUCUUUCCCUUUUACAAAAAAGUACUGUAUAAUAUAAUCAUCGGUGGUUUGGUGAGACGGAACUUUGUACCACAACGACGGCAUCCUUUUUUAAACAUGCAGUUGUCAGAAGUUCCACUUUAAUGCACUUCUCAGCGUUUCUCAAAUUCUUUUAAGUGGUACAUGAUAAACUGUUUGAUUUUUUUUUUUUGAUUUGAUUUUAAUAAGUGGACCAGAGUGAUUGGUUCCAGUGUUGUUGUUUUUUUUUAAUGUUUUUAAUUAUUUUCUGAUCAAGCUGCACAAACCCGGUCUCGGAUGGUUACUGCACCUUGAGAUUUGGACGACUUUUUAACCACUGAUCAAUAAAAAGAGUGCAACACUAAA